Molecule: messenger RNA, 1388 nt
Organism: Pisolithus orientalis
Lineage: Eukaryota; Fungi; Basidiomycota; Agaricomycetes; Boletales; Pisolithaceae
Exons: 13
Coding region: 360-1220 (286 amino acids)
Source: RefSeq, a predicted model, not a curated record
GAAUGUACUAAUAGGCUAAGUUUGCAUAUGAUGACGCCCAAUGCAAACGGUCUGACCGCCCGUAAUAAAGUUCCUCUCUUCGAUCUGAAGGACGGAUUACCCUCCUCCGCCCCCGGCGAGAAUUCCCUCAUAGUUUGACAUCCUGCGUUCUCUAGGAGACGUCAAAGGAUAUGGCGGGAAGUCCAGCACAAAUCGUGUAAGCUGUGGUGAGCGGUGACUGUCUAGUAACUCAUGUCUCCCCUUGUAGCCAAGGACCGUUCUUCAUCGGGCUGAUCAUCAACAUCCUCUUACACGGUGUCCUUACCACUCAAGUAUACUUAUAUUUUACCACACAUAACAACGAUAGACUUUGGCUUAAGAUGCUAAUAAUACUUUUGUACAUCGCAGAUACGUUCAACUGUAUGAUCAGUAUAUAUUACAUCUACGAUGUUCUAGUCACUCAUUUCGGCGAUGAGGCGAACCUUUCGAUUGCCAACUGGGCUUUCGCAGCUGAUGCCGUCUUGACAGGUGCAAUUGGAGGGGCGGUGCAACACUUCUUUGCAUGGCGGGUAUACGUGAUGACCGAAAAGGCGUUCGUUGUGCUGGCUAUCGUUCUUUGUAGCCUAGUCAACCUGGCAGGCUCACUUGGUGCCACUGUCGGUGUCGCCCUCAAUCCCAAUCUUUUACUGUUGCCACGUCUUACAGUUGAAGUCACGAUGUGGUUGGUCGGGGCGGUCCUUGCCGACACGAUCAUCGCCGUUUCGCUCGUAUGGCAUCUGAGAAGAUACAGACAUCUUUACCCUGCACUGACCAGCACCAUUAAUCGGAUCCUCAGGACGACUGUACAGACCGGAGUCUUGACGACCAUCGUUGCUAUCGUAGACUUGACGUGCUACCUGACCAUCAGUUCGGGCAUUCACCUGAUAUUUAACAUCCCACUCUCAAAACUCUACACAAAUUGUAUGUUAUCCAGCUUAAAUGCGCGUAAGGAGUGGAAAUACGAUGGAUCGGCAGAGGAACCGAGCCUUGGGGGCAUUAGUAGUCGGUUUUCCGCAUUUCAAAUACAGCAUACACAACCGGAGGUUUCCGUGUGCGUCGAACCGUACUGGAUGGCCGUCACGGACGAUAAACCGCAUGACAGUCUCUCCCAUCACUGCGGUACUUCUAAACAUGUAUGGAGUCGUAAGGAAGAUGGCUCGAGCAUUGGCGAUGUCUGCAAAGAUGUGCCUAUUGUACCAUAGUACUUAAGCCAUGGCGGGUGUAAUCAUUCUAGGGUAAGCACUUUCAACCUCCGGAGGCGCUUUAUUGGAAUAUCUUAUGUCCCGUGAUUAGGUAGGUGGUCGUGUUCUGGAUGCAGAGUACAUAGUUGGAGGUACGUGAGUUAUACUCGGUUGUUCCAUUAUCCGGAG